AAACCAAACUUAAGCUGAUUGAAUUUCCAAGAAAUUGUAAAUAGAUUAGGGUUUUUAUAUAUUAUUUUUACUUACAAUUUACGAGUAUAAUCAAAACGGUUUUUAAUCAACAAUGGCGAAGAGUGCAGAAGCAGAAGUAGAGAAGAUGAAGCUUCUAGAAGAGAGGAUAAAAGCGCCCUCUAUAUGGGGCCGAGUGGCCUGCGGUAUCAGGUUCGAGGAUUUACAGGACAAGAGAUACGAGGAUGCUGUUAGAUUGCUGAAGAAGCACUAUCUUCCCGAGGAGUUAACCUACAGAUCAGUAAAGAUAGCAGAAGACAGAGAAGGCACCGACGAAUUCGUACACAACGUCAGGAUAUGGAUGAAGGACAAAAUGUCGAUAGCAGCUGUCAAAGAGGGAGUCGACAAGUUGGUCGGUGUGAUGAUCAUGAGGAUUCAGGAGAAACAUGCCUUCUCCCGUACAUUCAGUAGAGUGAAGAUUACCCACAACCCCCUGUAUUCGAGUGUGAUGACCUUCUACAACGCUGUUGAGAAACCAGUCAAUCUGUUCGAGAAACUUGGCGUGAGGAAAUACUUCAAAGUAUACAUACUAGCUCUGAAGAAACGGUACCGGCAUAGAGGCAUAGCAAAGGAAAUGCUGAAGGCUGCCAUUGGCCUGGCCGCCAGUGCAAACGUGCCAGCCAUCGCUGGCAUAUUCACAACUGGCCGUAGUCAGCAAGUCGCUGCUGAGAUUGGCUUCGAGAAGUACAAUGAGAUAUACUACAUCAGAUACCUUAUUGAUGAGCAGAUAGUCUUCUGGGAUACAGGCCUUGGCAACUAUGGUGCUGCUCUGAUGGCGUACCGCAUCCCAGGAGUGGAGGAACCGCAAGAAGUGCAUGCGCAACACUCCUCAAGAUUUAAUAUACAGCCGCUAGACGAUGAUGAUGACUGA
Ostrinia furnacalis (Asian corn borer) is the source of this 928-nucleotide messenger RNA. RefSeq lists its product as uncharacterized. NCBI's taxonomy places the organism in Eukaryota, Metazoa, Arthropoda, Insecta, Lepidoptera, Crambidae. The transcript is spliced from 6 exons. The record is from RefSeq and is a predicted model, not a curated record. Gene Ontology annotation, molecular function: N-acetyltransferase activity. Bases 113 to 928 code for a protein of 271 amino acids.